GUCAAAAUUAGCUGCCAACCUUUGAAUAUGUAGAAGAAAUAAAUUCAGCAAACCUUUGGUACUGUUUUGAUCUGCUCCCCAUAUUAUUGUAUAUAUAUAAGUGUGUUGUGAGAAACCAAAAUGAAACAAGUACUACCGGGAGAUAUAGUGGCUGCAAAGGCAAACAUGAUUCCAAUCAUAAGCAAGAUGUACUGCUCCUCUUCCAAGGUUCUCCUUAUUGUUAGGAAGAGGCCUCAUGUAAUAAGUGGUGGAGGUUUUGUGGUGACAGAUUAUAGUCAGAAGGUGAUUUUCAGGGUUGAUGGCUGUGGAAUUCUUGGCAGAAAAGAGGAGCUGAUUCUCAGAGAUGGUGGCGGAGAUGCUUUGCUACUCAUCCGCCGAAAGAAGCAGGCGGCAAUGGUUGAGGUUUUGAGCCUUUAUAAGAAUUGGAGGGGUUACACUUCUGACUACGAAGGAUCUCAAAAGUUGGUUUUCAGCUUAAAAGAACCCAACUCAUUUUUGGUAAAGAACAAUGUAAUGAGGAUCUCCACAGAACCCAGGGUAAGCAAGAAAGACUGGGACUUUGAGAUCAAAGGCUAUUUCCCUGAUAGAGAUUGUAGCAUCGUCGACACCAAAGGCAACAUAGUAGCGCAGAUGGCCGGAGGCAAGAAGGAGGUGCCGGGGUUGAUGACAAGCAAUGAUCUGUACCAUGUGGUGGUGCAACCAGGCAUUGAUCAAGCUUUUGUGUUUGGUGUGAUUGCUAUUCUCGACUAUAUAUACGGUGAAUCUACGAGGUGCUGAUUUGAUUUAGAAAUUUUACAGAGAAGAUGGAUGUAUAUAGUUCCUUUCGUCCAGUUAGAAAUAAAGAAGAGUGGUUUACGUGUAAUAUGAGUUGUAUAUAGUCUCAAAGUAUGUUGUACAGCUGGAAUAUUGUUUGUAUUUCAUUAAAUAAUUGUAAUAGUAUAAAUUCUUGGUAAAUAGUAACUAUCGAGAGAUUUGGAAGACAAUAUUUCCUUUUAUUUUCUUC
Juglans regia (Persian walnut) is the source of this 1003-nucleotide messenger RNA. Its product is annotated as protein LURP-one-related 6. The record is from RefSeq and is a predicted model, not a curated record. Lineage: Eukaryota; Viridiplantae; Streptophyta; Magnoliopsida; Fagales; Juglandaceae. Bases 121 to 777 code for a protein of 218 amino acids. The transcript is spliced from 3 exons.